Molecule: messenger RNA, 11363 nt
Organism: Pelobates cultripes (western spadefoot toad)
Lineage: Eukaryota; Metazoa; Chordata; Amphibia; Anura; Pelobatidae
Source: the annotation of a GenBank genome assembly
AUACCGUGCCAGGCUUGCAAAUGGCAGAUCUCCUACAGCCUGGCGUCACGGACUCUUUUGUGAAAGUUUAUAGUGAUUUCUAGGUGAGUAUAAUAAUGCGAUAGGGAUUGUAUAUCAGUUGGGUUACACAGUGAGGGAGGAUGGAAUGAGUAACUGGUUAAAAGAUUUGCAAAUAUAAACUGUGGUUUAUUAACAUUUCCUCUGCCAUACAGUGUUAUAACAUGUGCCCAGUGUCAAUAAUAAAUGUCAAAACUUUACAGGUGAAGAUGGCGGAGUGCCCAGACAUUGCAGGCUGUGAGGAGGGAGGUCUACGUCUCGUAUUACAGGCCCUCAGCUCGGGGCCACAGGGUACCCUAGCUGCCCUCAGGGCCAUGCAGAGAGUCCCUGGACCAAUCCCAUGGAAAAACAUGACAGACAGGCUGUGUAUGGAGGUGCCCAUUCUUGGACCAAAUGGGGAUCUGAUUAUGUAAGAAUUUAUUAGACAAACAUGAUUUAUCUGUCCAAGUGGAAGUCACAUAUUAAUUGCAUUGGUCACUAAUUACUGACAGGCUGGAAGCAAACCCAGUUGUGAGUGCAUUAAAUAGAUAAUGCAUGAAAAAAUAUAUUAUUACAAUUAAAAAAAAAAAAAUACAUAUUUUCCCCUUUGAUUCUUAGAGCUGUUUCACUGGCACAGGCAAGUGCUCCGUCAGUCAGGAGCUUUUCCUUUUGGUCUUUACAAUCUGAAACCAACACUUGUUAUUCAGUUAUUGCUGUCCAGUUUUGACACACAUACACUUGAUGAUAAUACAGAGGUUAUUAAAGGGACACUAGUCACCCAGACCACUUCAACUCAAUGAAGUGGUCUGGGUUUCAGGUCCCCCAGGUUUUAACCCUUCAGAUGUAAAAAUAGCAGUUUCUGAGAAACUGCUAUUUGCAGGGUUACUCCAGCCUCUAGUGGCUGUCUUCAUGACAGCCGCUAGAGGCGCUUCUGCGACGCUGGAAAUCGCAUUCAGCGUGCAGAACGUCCAUAGACAGUAAAUAUUGAUACUGACAGCUCAAAGACUAGUAUGCUCAGUAUCAGACAUUUACCGUCAUUUCCCAACAUGGGAGUGACAACAAGAUGGGAAUUGUUAGCAGCACACAUGGCAUUAGAAUCAUUGUUUGUACUUUAAAGGGACUCUCCAGUGCCAGGAAAACAAACCGUUUUCUUGGCAUUGCAGGUCCCCUCUCCCUCCCACCCCCCAUCCCAAGUUGCUGAAGGGGGUUUAACCCCUUAAGGACACAUGACAUGUGUGACAUGUCAUGAUUCCCUUUUAUUCCAGAAGUUUGGUCCUUAAGGGGUUAAACCCCUUCAGUGACUUACCUGUAUCCAGCGCCGAUGUACCUCGGCGCUGGGUCAGGGUCCGCCCACGCUCAUCCUCCUCCACCAACGUCAUCCGGCAGAAGUGGUCUGGGCGCCUGGAGUGUCCCUUUAAGUAAAAUCUAUACCUAGAUAAUAGAGGCUAGUAAACUGUCCUUCUCCCUUUAUUGUCCUUACUGCCCACUAAAAAAAAGUUAUCUCACAGUGGCCAAAGCUUAAUACGUUGUUUUGUGUGCUCCAAUCUCCACUUGUACCCUGUCAUUCAUAUCCAGAUUUUCUCACUUUUUCCAUGCUAAAUUAGAAGUUACACAUUUAUGUAAGGUAUAAAUGGAAAUCCCUAAGUGGUCUGUGACAUAAAUAAAUAAGUUUAUAAUACGUGUUUGUGUAAAAGUAGCUCUUAUCCUCAAGGUACAAAAUAGCCCCCAUUUGUACCUCAGUUGUUAUUCUUAAUAUACAUUUUUGAUUGUUACUUUUUCUACUUAGGAAACCAUCACUGCUUCUCCUUCCAAAACAGUCUCAAAGGAAUCUCUUCAGCUUUUUGAAUGUUGCAGCUCACCUGGUCCCAUCCUCAUGCCUUCGUUCUUUGGCUGAGGCCAUUCUUUUAAACAAAAAUUCUUCAGAUGAAUGGCUACAAUAUCUCAGCGGAUGCCUUCUUAGAGACAAAGAAAUGCAGAUUUCUACUUCUAGUCCACAGGUGGCAGAACAAUUGCAGUUCCUUUGCAAAGGAUUAUGUCAGAAUAGAGAUCAGUACUCAAAACUUGGAUGGUUCAAACAAAACUUUACAUCUAGUCGUCACAAGAGAAAAGUGCAUUGUAUCGAAGAUUCAUUCCUGGACGGAGAUGACAGGCCCCAUAACAAGAAGGUCUGCACAGAGGAGCUGUGUGUAACUUUGUCAAACCCCUACAUUUCACAGGAAGAACAGAAAGUAGUCACGGAAGAACCUGAGAUGGAAAGACAGGAGCUACCUGAAUAUGUGAAGGUAGUCUCUUUUAUAUUUUAUAUUCCUUAUUGUUACUCUUUCCACUGUCACCUUGUUGUCAUGGCAUUUCCUCCCAAGUGUUCCUAUUUAGGAGGGACAAUACCUCUUUUGGAACCCAAAUCCUUAAAUCCCUAUUUUCUGUCCUAAUGUCCCUCUUUUCUAGGAGCUUCACAUUAUUGUUGUGUCUGAGUUUAUAACAGUUGUGUGUCUUUAAACUACACUACAUGUGUUUUAUAAAUCAGUUUGUGUAAAUAAGAUGCGCUCCUGUUUUAACUAACAUUUUAACAAAAACAGAGAAUGUGAGAACAAGCAAAAGCUUAGAGAGAGAGCUCAGGUCUCUAAAUUAUUUUUACUUAUUUGUGCCAUUACAAAGAGAACCUAUACCAUUUGCAUAUCAGACUGAUAAGGGCAGUCCAGAACCAAAAUGCAGGCAGGAACUCUCUGCACAAGAGAUACAGUAACCCUGGACGAUUGUUUCAACCUUCUUUGGGGUUGCUGUAUCUCUUGUGCAGAGAGUCUGCCUGCAUUUUGGAUCGGGGGAGGGGGGGUGGUGGGAUGCUCACCCAUAGUCUCUCUAUCUGCGUGCCCCCCAUGUGUGUGGUAUGUGUGAUGGCUUUGUUUAAUGUUUUGUGCGUGGUAUCUGUUGGCUUAUUGUAAUGUGUGGGGUGUGUGCUUGUAAUGUGUGUGUUGGCUCUGUGUGCAGGCUGUGUAUAAUGUUGCAGUGUUCUAAUCCUUGGUGAACUAGUGUGGGGUUAAAUGUUGCUUGGUAGUCCAGUAGGGAGGAAGUUAAAAUUUCUCUCAAAUAUUGUUCACAAAUCAGUCUAAAUCUGUGUUAGUGAGCACUUCUCCUUUGCCGAGAUAAUCCAUCCACCUCACAGGUGUGGCAUAUCAAGAUGCUGAUUAUAUUGCACAGGUGUGCCUUAGGCUGGCCACAAUAAAAGGCCACUCUAAAAUGUGUAGUUUUACUGUAUUGGGAGGGUCCGAAAACCAGUCAGGAUCUGGUGUGACCACUAUUUGCCUCACGCAACACAACUCCUUUGCAUAGAGUUGAUCAGGUUGUUGAUUUUGGCCUGUGGAAUGUUGGUCCACUCCUCUUCAAUGGCUGUGCGAAGUUGCUGGAUAUUGGCAAGACCUGGGACACGUUGUUGUAUACGCCGAUCCAGAGCAUCCCAAACAUGCUCAAUGGGUGACAUGUCCUGUGAGUAUGCUGGCCAUGCAAGAACUGUGAUGUUUUCUGUUUCCAGGAAUUGUGUACAGAUCCUUGCAACAUGGGGCCGUGCAUUAUCAUGCUGCAACAUGAGGUGAUGGUCGUGGAUGAAUGGCACAACAAUGGGCCUCAGGAUCUCGUCACGUUAUCUCUGUGCAUUCAAAAUGCCAUCGAUAAAAUGCACCUGUGUUCGUUGUCCAUAACAUACACCUGCCCAUACCAUAACCCCACCGCCAACAUGGGCCACUCAAUCCACAACAUUGACAUCAGCAAACCACUCACCUACACAACGCCAUACACGCUGUCUACCAUCUACAGUUAAACCUCUCCAAAGUGCCAGACGCCAUCAAAUGUGAGCAUUUGCUAACUCAAGUCGGUCACAACGACGAACUACAGUCAGGCCGAGGCCGCGAUGAGGACGAUGAGCACACAGGUGAGCUUCCCUGAGACGGUUUCUGACAGUUUGUGCAGAAAUUCUUUGGUUAUGCAAACCGAUUGUUGCAGCAGCUGUCCAGGUGGCUGGCCUCAGACGAUCUUGGAGGUGAAGAUGCUGGAUGUGGAGGUCCUGGGCUGGUGUGGCUACACGUGGUCUGCGGUUGUGAGGCUGGUUGGAUGUACUGGCAAAUUCUCUGAAACGCCCUUGGAGACGACUUAUGGUAAAGAAAUUAACAUUCAAUUCACGGGCAACAGCUGUGGUGGACAUUCCUGCAGUCAGCAUGCCAAUUGCACGCUCCCUCAAAACUUGUGACAUAUGUGGCAUUGUGCUGUGUCAUAAAACUGCACAUUUUGGUUUAUAAUUUUGUUCAGUGUAGUUUACCUUUAUGCAGGCAGUAGUAUUUUAAACAUGUACCUAGCUUGUCCUAGAUUAUUUUUAACAAAUAUUUGUAAAAUGUUCGACAUGCUAUCAGUAGGGGUCAAGUCCUGGGGAAUAAAGUGUGGGAACUCACCCAAGAUUACCCCACCCUCACCCCCAAAAAUAAUAUACACUCGUAUGCAUAUAUAAACGCGUACACUCAGACACACACACACACACAGUCACAUACACUCACAGAAACACACAAAUUAUAAUUUUUUUAAAAUUAAAAAAUGUCCUCCCUACCUGGAGAGCUGGGGUCCAGUGGGGCUUCAGUGCGGCAGGCGCCUCUCUCCCUGUCAGAGUUCUCUCUGCUCCCUCUCACCGCGCGGGCUGCCUGCUGAUGCUGAGAGCCGGAAUAUGACGUCAUAUUCUGGCUCCCGGCAUCAGCAAACGGCGCGUAAUCAGGCCACCUCUUGGGCCCCCCCAUGACAGUGGAAACACAGUGGGGAAUUGGGGGUGGCAUUUUUUGCCGCCCCUUGAGUGCCUGCAGGAGCAACAGGAACGGCAUUCCUGCUGUGAAAAAGUGCAGGAACGCCGUUCCCAUGCGUUCCUGCAGGACUCGAGCCCUGGCUAUCAGAUUUGAAGAAUUUUUCAAACUGAGCUUUUCCUGCCUCAGUUUAACAACCUUGCUGUUAAUUCACAGUUUAAAUGUUUUGUACUUCUUAAAAUGUUAAGCUGCAUUUUUUUAACUUUACACUCCUUGUUUACAUAUUUUCAGUGUAUUAUAUCCAACUCUAAAAAGACCAAUCCACUAACACAUGUUACCUUAUUCUUUAAGGCUCAAAUACCAAAACUGAAGGAAAUUCUACAUGGAGAUUUGGACACUGAGGUAAAAGUGUAGAGCAUAAAAAUACAGUUGCAUUUUCAGUUCAAUUUGGGGAAAUCACUUAAAACAUUUGUUGUGUUGAACUAUUUCCAUUGCUUUUAUUUUAUUUGUUCAUUGCAAAAAGCUGAAAAUUUGUACAUUUAUACAAUAAACCUGAUUUUCAAUGGUGGUUGAAUCAUUUUGAUUACAACAGUACAUUGGAAAUGGAUCAACCAUUUGACUUUGAUUUAUUUUUCUUUUUUUCUUCUUUUCUUUUAAUUACAGUCAUUGAAUGAUUCAUUCCAAGCAGAUCUGAAGGACCUUUGUGAGUCAUGCAGUCCAGAACAGGUGUAAAUACUUGCUGUUGUAAAUCUUUUUCUUUUUAUCUCCAUUUUUUUUACAUGUUUUAUUUCUCAUUAAGUUUAAAUAGUUUUUAAUUUCCCGUUCUAAUUUUUAUUUUGGCAGCUGCAAAGCAUCUUCUCCCAGUUGAGCAUCUCACAGAUCUCUCCACAAUCUCUCCUCAAGCUCUGUUGCAUUCUGCAUUCUAUCACUCCAGACCUCAGUUAUGCACACUCAUCUGCAUUGGCCAGAAGUCUUUUCCUGGAACAGGUAAAUUACUCAAACACAGAUUUAAUUGGCCUUGAUAGUCUGCUGAUUCCCAUAUCUAUUUAGCCAUAUUUUGGGUCAUUUUAGAGCUAUAAUUUUUAUAUUAGACAAUGGGUGUGGUUUAUGUUUAAUUUUUCAGCUGAAUUGAGAACAUCCUUGCUCUUAUAUCAUGUGGAUUAAAGGGGCACUCCUCCUUAAUGUCCCUAAUGCCUGAAAUACUUCCUUGUCAAAUGUAUGCACACAAUCUCAGUCCCAAGAGCACUGAGUGAGCUGCUUUUAAUUCACAACCUGGCUGCAGGCAGUCAGGGAAACUAUAAACAGUUAGUGGUGUCCUUAGUAUAUGUGUCUCUCUGUGUUCUUUCUUUCUAACACAGCUUGCUUUGUUGUUCUGAUUAUUUAGUACUGUCAGAGUUGUGUGCAUACAUUUGAUAAUUAAGUCUUUUUCUGCAGGGAGGUGCAGCUGAAAAGGCUAAAUGGUGCAGCAUUCUGCCAAACUCAUUUUUUUAUGCAAAAACUAGAAGGAUUUAUGUGCAUAUAAACAAUACAGCCAAAACCUAUCAAAUCUAUUAAAGUUGUAUUGGUACCAAGAGUGUUCCUUUUUAAUGUUUCAAUACAACAGUUUUCUUCUGGUGACAGUCUAUAAGGUGGAAUCACAUUUUUAAAUAUUUGCUGCACUUACUGUUCUCAGUUUUUCAAUUUAACUACAUAAACCUUGUAUCCUACAUUUUUGUACUCUAAUUUUGUCUUUUUAUUUUUAUACUCUUAGGCUCUCUCUCUUACUGCUCCUGCUCCUAGACCCAUCCUUGCUGCACUCUCAAUGUUCUGUAUGAAGUAUGCUCAAGCAGCAUGCUGCAUACUUAUUGGCCCACUAGUCUUACAGGCUGACACAGGUACUAAGCAUUCCAAUUAUACUUGCUUGCUACAGUAAUUUUUCUUGUUUUUAAUAACUCUUUGAUUCUUUUUUAAAAAUCUGAUUCAUCCAUUUCAUAAACUUCCUUUUAGCUCUUAACAAUAAUCUUUGGCAAAGAAAAGGUGAAAAUGAGUAAGACAAGCAAAAGAAUAAAUGUUAAUACUGUUCAUAAAGCAAAUUAUUUCAUUUUAAUCUGAAAGAGGGUGAUUUUUUUUUUGUUCUGUUUAAAGAAGACUCAGAAAGAGCUGUGCACCUAAUACAGAAUAUUAAAGGCCUUUCCAUGGCCUUUCAUUAUAAUUUGCUCUUUGCAGAAUGAGUGAAUCACAGUGGGCAGGGUAAAGGGCAUUGAUUUCUCAAGGAGCUUAAAAGUGGCAUUGCGUCUCAUAAUUUAGAGGACUUAUGAUAAAAUAUUUACAUUUUAGAAAGUCAGGUUUGAUCACUGCUUUGGGGCUGCUUUUCACAGAUUGUGAGACGUACAGGGUUAUUUGCCAUAGUUAGAAUUCUCAGUGAAUUUUAAAAUGAAAGUGAAAAUAGGUAAACUGCAAAAAUUCUUCAAGAUAACUAUACAUUGAGUUAGGCUACUCCAGCCCCAAAUUUGCUAUUUUCUUUGAAUUCAAACUGUUAGUCUAUGGUAAAUGACCUUACAAGGGAGCCUCCAAAGUAAUCAUUUAAAGUGGAGUGUUCCUUUAAUAUGUGUAAAAUGUUUUAUAGCCUUAAACUAAUGAACAAUUAUUGAAAUAUCUUCCCCAUUGUUUCUGCGACUACUGUAGGCUCGGUGCAUACGGAUUUUCUGGGUAGAAUGGUUUCUGAGUGCCUUCCGGUAGAACACUUGCCUCAAUGUUUUGGGUAAGUGAGUGAUAGUAUUUAUUUAUUUUUUCAACAGUCACAGGUUUACUCACUAAAGUGAGAUUGCUGGAAAUUUCUAGUGAAUAUGGCCAAAACAGCCAAACUGAAAACCUAAAUGGCCCUGAGAAUUUUUCUAAUUUUGCUAUUGUGGCCUAACUUUUAUAAUUCUCACUUUAGUGAAAAACACAGUUAGCAUUACGAAUAUUUCUUCAUUUAUUGCAUUUAUUACACAGCUGUGUUAUAUGCAUAUUCUCAACUUGUUUACAAUGUUACUGUUUCAUUUCCAGCCCUGUUUUAAAAAUACCAUUUUGUGAAGGUUCUGUCAAUGUCUUGCACAUGCUACUGGAAAAACAGGUGAUAUGUAAACACGUUAUUAUAUUUAAAGCUGUCACCCAUUUUACAUCUACACAGUUAAUAUAUUAAAAUGCACUGUAUUUCAUAGAAAUUCUCUACACUUUUUUUUUUCCCUUUUAGCUGUUAAAAUUUUAUAUUCCACCAGCCUAGAUCAAUUAAUUAGCAUAUAUGUAAAGAGUUUGUAUUAAUCAUAGUCCAUUGUUUACUGGAGACAGUCAACUUCAUAAAGCCCUCUACAUAAGUUGAACUGUUGCUUUUUCUGUGAUUUGUGUAAUAAAAGCCCUUACAAUCUACCAAAUGUACUGGGAUAUAAUUGAACUGAAUCUUCAUUUUACAUUUAGCUAGAUAUGGAGUUUUAUGUAAAUGAAUUUUGACGGGAAAAACUAUUUUGUAAACCAUGCACAUCCAAAUAUGUUCACUAUGCCCCUUCCUCUCUUUGUUUCUUUUUUAAUCACUCUCAUUCUCAGGUGACUAUUUCUCGUUCAGACUUCGAACUCCUUCUUCUCUCAAUGUGCAAUGCUGCAGAAAUGUUCUCCAAAUCUGUUAUGUUCUCGAAGCUACUUCUGAAUAUCAUGAACCGAAAUCAGAGCAUGGUAAGAAAGUGGUGUAAUAGGCAGAAAUGGAUAAUAUAAUUAAGAGUUUUACUGUCAAAGGAAUAGAAAGAGUAGGGAUGCAUAGAACAGUUAUAUUGCUAAAAUAUAACUUUUUUUAGGGAAAAUAAAUGCUAUUGUAGGGAUUAAUCCUUUUUAAAUGCAUUAUAUUAAUAAGAAUAUUGGUAUGGUUAAACAUGAAACUUCACAUUUUACCUAAAUAAAUCUGAAUAGCUAAAAUGAGAAUAGAUGGCUACUUUGGUAUGGCUGAGCUUGUCCAACUCGUCAUAGGACAGCUAUUUUAUUAUUAGUUUUUUUCAUUUAGAUCUAAUUUGCUAAAAUUUGGAGUUUAGUUAAUAAACAUGAUAGAUUCCACUGUGAUGUAUUUGAGUGGGGGUUGACUUAUAGCUGUAGGAAUGUUUGUAAAUCAUUUCAGCUAUAAGUAACUGACUACAGGGAGGUAAGGACUAUUGGACACCCUUGCAUUAUUAUCUAUACAUGGAUAAUCCAUUGUCAUAAUGUUUGAAAUGUCCCUUUAAUCUAAACUUAUGGUUAAAGGAACACUCCACACACAUAAAGCACUUCAGCUUGCCAAAAUGUUUUAGGUAUCCGUAUCAAGUUCUGAUUUUCUUUGAAAACAACAGUUUUUACAUAACUGCAGAAACGCCACUUCAGCUUUGAGCCAGACAUAUUUCUGCUAGAGUUGCCUGACUUCUCCCAUAAGUCACAAUGUCCCUGUUAGUGUGCACUCAUCCAGAGAUGCCAUUUUAGCUUUGUGUCCUUUCUAUCUAAAACUUCUUAUUGAACUGUACUACAGAAGUUUAUGAACGGGAGAGCCGCUCGCAGCUCAAAAUUCUGCACUGGGAAAAAAGGGUUUGUAAAGGCUGCAGGCAAAAGAUCUGCAGCUUUUUGCAAGCUGUUUUUAGAUAUACCAACAUAGAGACAUACUGCAAUACUCUGGUAUUUUUGCAUGUUAGAUAUACCAACAAAGAAAAAGAAAUGCAGAAAUAAUGCAUGCAUUUUUACAUUGGUAGUAUGUAUACUAAUUAGUUAUAAAUGUAUUAUUUUUUGUCCCAUGAAAGGUUAGUUUUGUUUCUUGCCACAGUAUUGUUGUUGUUUUUUUUCUUCAGAUUCUGCCUUCACACAUUGGACUUUUAGCUAAUGCAGUUAAUGCCAACCAAACAUUCAUGAAGAAGUCACUUGAAGUGGUUCUGAAAAAGCUGCGAGACACAACAUAAUUUUCUUCAAAAUAAUGUUCCAUGACAUUGCUGCAAAAUAAGUGUUAGAUAUUGAAUUGUUUCUGCUGCUACAUGUAUUAAGUAUGAUAUAAUUAAAAGUUGGUUUAAAAUGAUAAAAUAUGAAGGGAAGGGAAGCGGGGCCUGACUGCCAUGCCUGUCAGAUGUGUCCCGAAAGAGCUUGAGGCUUUAGUUUAUGUUAUUCCUGUUCUUGGGCUGCUUUCUGUCCGAUUGGCAUUCUAAGCAGAACUACAGACGCUUCUAGCCAUGGUCAAGCUCACCAUUAGCAACUUUUACUUACCCAAAGUGGACACAUUCUGGUUGACAAAUCUGAGUGAUUUGCGGCCUGGUGUGCCCUGAGGAUGGGAGAGGCGGCUGAUCUCCCACCUGGAGUGCUCUGAGCUGUACUACUCGCUGGUUGGUGCCCUGCCCUCCCCCCCUCGCCCUUUGGACCAGUGUGGGUGAUCCCGGUCUACACCUUGGAGGCUCUCCCACUACACUAAGAGCGUGUUGCAAUGCUGCUAGAAAAGGCUAUAGCGUGACACACAACAUGGCAGACGCCACAUGUUUCAUCAACCCCUGCGGUGUGAAGUCAAAUGUGGUGACCAAAUUGUAUAAGCUCUCCUACUCCUUUUGGGCAAAGCUGGCUGCCGGCAUGCGACCUGCGGCUACAGAUAUCCUGACCGACAACAUGCCUCAGAGUAAGAUUUAGAAGAGGACCAUGGUUAACUCUCCUGAGCAGACCCUACUUAUGUGACGGCACCAGACGAGGCCCAUGCUGGUGAUAGCUGUGCAUAGUUCCCCAAGGAGCAGUGUCCUGAGGUCUAGCUUGGAAAUACAAAGGGAACUAAGAGCAACUCUGCCGACAUCACCAGGCAUACCCUAUCUCCAUGAAGAGAUCCUAAGCCUACUUACCAGUUGGAUAAUAUGCCUGACAGUGGACUUUGCUACCUGGUUACAGUAGCCCUGUAGACUGGGCAUCGGCUAGUUAUGAGAUGGUGCUGCUGUCUGGUAUCUUGGAUGCCGUAGGAGCUAUUAGUCGUGAUACCAUGCGAGCAGUGUGGUGAUCCCUGAAUUUAACAUUUUUUAGCUACACAUUUUAAACCACUCCUAUUCCUAGCCUGUUGAUCUUCAUAUAGCUGUUAAUUUCCCUUAUAUUUUUCUUUGUUUUUAUAUUGCCAGUGCUCUGCACUGUUCUGGUCUUGCACAUAACCCUCACAGAGCUCUCUGGGGUGGAAUCGUUACUAGAAGUUCAGCAUGUUUUCUCUCAUUUUAUGUUAUAAUUUAAAAAUGUGUAGCCAUGCAACUGUCUUUCUAUGUCUUGAAAUAUGUGCUAUAGUUGUUGUGGCAUAGCAAGCCUCUUUGUAUUCUUUAUGCACAGCAAAAAUAAAGAAUAAUACAAAAAUGAAGGUAACCCUCUCUCUCUCGCUUUGUAAUGUUAGUAAGGAGUGUAACCACAGUUGAGUUUGAUAUAUCAGUCACUGGGUCUGCUACCUUACACUUAUUGUUUUUUUAUGUGUGCCAUUGAAAUAACUCUGUAUACAUAUGAAAAUAAUUUUUUUGUGAAAAUGUUUCUAGAAACAGAAUGGCAAAAUGUAACUUUUUUUUUUUUUUUUUAAAUAAAUGUGGUUACAAG